Cyclopterus lumpus (lumpfish) is the source of this 453-nucleotide messenger RNA. Its product is annotated as perforin-1-like. The coding region runs from base 67 to 453 and encodes 128 amino acids. The transcript is spliced from 2 exons. NCBI's taxonomy places the organism in Eukaryota, Metazoa, Chordata, Actinopteri, Perciformes, Cyclopteridae. The record is from RefSeq and is a predicted model, not a curated record.
UUAAAACCAUAUGAGACGGCGUACAGAGAGAGACGCGGUUUCAAAACGACAGCCUCCUGUGAAGCCAUGGCCUCCAGAUGUGCCCUUCUGUUUUUGGUCCUGUGCAGUCUGAGUCUGGCUGAAUCCAAGUUGAAGCUGUUUGACCUGCGGGCCAGCGAUCUUCCCAGUGACUUCCUGGGAACCACAGAUGGCUUUGUCAAAGUGUUCAGUGGCUCCGCCUCUCUUGGUAAAACAUCUGUUCGCAAAAACAACCCAAACCCCUGGUGGGACGAGGAGUUCUCCAAUUUCAACUCCCAAGAGAACGAGGUGCUGCGGCUUGAGGUCCAUGACAGUGACAUCAUCUUUGAUGACCUGCUGGGAGUCUGCCAGCGUCAGAUCAAACUGGGAACACAUAAGCAUGACUGCUUCCUGAACAAAGGUGGCACCCUCCAUUAUACCUACACACUUACCUAA